GGAGGCGGGUAUCGGGUUCCCAUUGGUCUUCAUGCCGGUGAUCUGGGCGGUGAUUGGGCAGCUGAAACGAGGUGGGUUCGAGACGGAGAUCUCGCCAGCAGGAGAAGCCAGAGCGGCUGCCAGAUGGCCGCCUCGGGUCUGCGGGCGGAGCUAGACUCGGUGUUUUUGCAGCUGCUCGGAGACCUGGAGGAGCUGGAAGCGAAACGGACGGCGCUGAACGCCCGGGUGGAGGAGGGCUGGCUCUCGCUCGCCAAAGCCCGCUACGCCAUGGGCGCCAAGUCGGUGGGGCCUCUGCAGUUCGCCUCCCGCAUGGAGCCCCAGGUCUGCGUGCGUGCCAGCGAGGCCCAAGACGGACUCCAGACGUUCCGAGUGGUCAGAGCGGACACUCAGACCCCAGAGGAGGUGGGACCCCGCGAAGUAGCUCUACGUAGACGCAAAGGCCCUGCCAAGACCCCAGAACCAGAGUCCUCUGCAAUUCCACAGGAUCCCCUAAACUGGUUUGGAAUCCUGGUUCCACACAGUCUUAGGCAGGCCCAAGCAAGCUUCCGAGAUGGCCUGCAGCUGGCUGCAGAAAUAGCCAGCCUCCAGACUCGAAUCAACUGGGGUCGAAGCCAGCUCAGGGAGCUCCAGGAGGAAAUCAAGCGGCUUGAGCCUGGGGCUGCCUGACUGUCCAGAGCAGGGCACAGCUGUUCUUGGAUGUGGCUCCAUAUAUCAGGCUUCCUAUCCUUUCCUGUGCCUCUUCUCUGCCUGAUGUUUCCUCCUUAAAAGACCUUGUUCUGCAUGUUUCUGGCUAUGUGAGGUGUAAAUUUUGAAGAGGCAAACUGGAGAAAACUGAAAGCCAGUUUUGUGAAACCUCUUCUAUGCCCAUGUUCUCAAGAGGAGACGCACCCCCCACCCCACCUCUGACAGUAGCUAACAGGUACAUGGUGAUUCAUGUUAGGGAACAAUUGAAAAAUUCAUGUCAAGUGUGAUCUUGUUCCUAGAUGACGAAACAUUGUUGAAACAAUGGCAGAGCAAGACAACUGGUACAGAUCAUCCAUGGAUGGAAGAAAAGGUCAUGCAUAGUUGAUAGAUUAAGCCAGUAUGGUUUAAGUCAAUAACAAGAAGAACACCUAGUUGAGUAUGACAGUGCAUGCCUGUAGUCCCAGCUAUGUUGAGGCUGAGGCAGAAGGACUUAAGAGGGAAAAGAAGGUUAUGGGGGAACCCUUCAGCACUCUAGUUGGAGAUGAGCCUGGGCAACCAAGACUGUCUUAAA
Perognathus longimembris pacificus (Pacific pocket mouse) is the source of this 1255-nucleotide messenger RNA. RefSeq names its product coiled-coil domain containing 115 (gene Vma22). The coding region runs from base 124 to 666 and encodes 180 amino acids. Lineage: Eukaryota; Metazoa; Chordata; Mammalia; Rodentia; Heteromyidae. Gene Ontology annotation, cellular component: extrinsic component of endoplasmic reticulum membrane. Gene Ontology annotation, biological process: vacuolar proton-transporting V-type ATPase complex assembly. The transcript has 5 exons. The record is from RefSeq and is a predicted model, not a curated record.